This is a messenger RNA of Gopherus evgoodei (Goodes thornscrub tortoise), 1379 nucleotides long. RefSeq names its product histidine--tRNA ligase, cytoplasmic-like. Bases 33 to 893 code for a protein of 286 amino acids. Gene Ontology annotation, cellular component: mitochondrion. The transcript has 7 exons. Gene Ontology annotation, biological process: mitochondrial translation. Gene Ontology annotation, molecular function: identical protein binding. The record is from RefSeq and is a predicted model, not a curated record. NCBI's taxonomy places the organism in Eukaryota, Metazoa, Chordata, Testudines, Testudinidae.
UCCAGGUCAACGACCGGCGUAUCCUUGAUGGGAUGUUUGCAGUUUGUGGGGUACCAGACAGCAAGUUCCGAACGAUUUGCUCCACUGUGGACAAACUAGACAAGGCAACAUGGGAGGAUGUGAAGAACGAGAUGGUUGGAGAGAAGGGGCUCUUGCCAGAGGCUGCGGAUCGCAUCGGGGAAUACGUUCAACUGCAUGGUGGGCUGGGUCUGAUUGAGCAGCUGCUCCAGGACCCUAAGUUGUCUCAGAACAAGCUGGCCCGAGAGGGGCUGGGAGACAUGAAGCUGCUGUUUGAGUACCUGACCCUGUUUGGCAUCGCAGAUAAGAUCUCCUUUGACCUGAGCCUGGCGCGGGGUCUGGAUUAUUACACUGGGGUGAUCUAUGAGGCCAUCCUGCUUCAGCCUCAGAAUGCCCACAAGGAGGAGCCGGUCGGUGUGGGCAGCGUGGCUGGAGGCGGCCGCUAUGACGGGCUGGUGGGGAUGUUCGACCCCAAGGGGCGGAAGGUGCCCUGUGUGGGAGUCAGCAUCGGAAUCGAGCGGAUCUUCUCUAUUAUGGAGCAGAAAGUGGAGGCUUCAGAAGAAAAGAUCCGGACUACAGAGACACAGGUUCUUGUAGCGGCUGCACAGAAGAAACUCCUUGAAGAGAGACUGAAGCUCAUCUCUGAGCUGUGGGAUUCUGGGAUCAAGGCAGAGAUGCUGUAUAAGAAGAACCCCAAGCUGCUGAACCAGCUGCAGUAUUGUGAAGACAACGGAAUCCCUCUUGUUGCCAUCGUAGGAGAGCAGGAGCUGAAGGAUGAAGUUGUCAAGUUGCGAGUCGUAGCUACCAGGGAAGAGGUUGAUGUUCGCAGGGAAAACCUCAUUGAGGAAAUCAAGAGGCGAACGUGCCAUCCCUAGCCUUCCAGCCAGCAACACCUGCUAGUUUACUGGAUUUCAACUGAUACGGGGGAAGGGGAAGACAUGUAAAGAUUUCCUCUCUAAAUGCCAGAGUUCUUGCUCAUGACAUGUCAGUGGGGGCACAGGGGUCUUUGAAGCCGUAUUUAUUAUUUUAUCAUGAAUUUAUUUUUCCCAGAGGGAUCAGAGAUGCUGCUUUGCCUUUUAAAGAACAUUGUGCUCCUGGGCGUAGCCAGUGAGAGAGCUGGAGAGGAUGUUUCCCGAGACACUCGAGAAUGCCAGCUGUUGUCCGUAAUCAUUACUGUUACUGGGCAGAGCUGUGGUGCCCUGGGCCAUUAGCAGACACUGAGGCUCUUGGUCACAGCUUCAUGUUCCUUUCUAUUUGAAUAAACGUUCUGCACAGUGUCACUUCUCUGCCUGGAGGGAAAUGACCUCGUCUCAAAGUGUAAAACAUUCAAAGCAAGCUUAAUAAACCUUCUGACAGUCCCA